This is a messenger RNA of Brassicogethes aeneus, 1939 nucleotides long. NCBI's taxonomy places the organism in Eukaryota, Metazoa, Arthropoda, Insecta, Coleoptera, Nitidulidae. The record is from the annotation of a GenBank genome assembly.
AACACCGUAUCGUUUUAGCGGUGCUCCAAUUUUUGGAGAAAUUAAUGUAGAAAAUUGCCCGUUCAAUAGUAAUCUUGACCUUCAAUUCCCAAUGUGACUUUCUAUAGUUAAUAAAUGCGAUAGAAGGGAAUGAUAACUAAAAUUUUAAACAAUCGUUCAGUUUUUUAAGUGCGGUCGACUCAAAAACACGAGUGUGUCAAAAUUAGUUCAAUUUUCGUUGGAAUCAACAAGUGGUUGAACAAAAUGAGUCAAACCAAGGGAGACAUUGGCCUUAUUGGCUUGGCUGUCAUGGGGCAAAACUUGAUCCUAAACAUGGCAGACCAUGGUUUUACCGUAGUGGCUUUCAACAGAUCCGUUGAAAAAGUUCAUGCUUUCUUGGCAAACGAGGCCAAAGGCAAAAGCAUUUUGGGUGCUGAAUCCAUAAAAGAUUUGGUUUCAAAAUUGAAAACCCCCAGGCGUGUAAUGAUGCUUGUCAAAGCUGGAGACGCUGUAGACAACUUCAUUGACCAAUUGGUGCCCCUCAUGGAGAAAGGUGACAUUAUCAUAGAUGGUGGUAAUUCUGAAUACCAGGAUUCUGAAAGACGUACCAAGGCUUUGGCUGCCAAAGGAAUCAGAUUUGUUGGUGCUGGAGUUUCAGGUGGUGAAGAGGGCGCCAGAUACGGGCCAUCUAUGAUGCCGGGCGGUAACAAGGAGGCGUGGCCUUACAUCAAGGACAUCUUCCAGGGCAUCUGCGCAAAAGCAGACAACCAGCCUUGCUGCGAUUGGGUGGGCAGCGACGGCGCCGGUCACUUCGUUAAAAUGGUGCACAACGGUAUCGAAUAUGGAGACAUGCAACUUAUCGGCGAGGUAUACCACUUGAUGUUGUCCAUGGGAAUCACGCAAGACGAGAUGGCCGAAACGUUCGCCGAGUGGAACAAAGGCGAGCUCGACAGCUUCCUCAUCGACAUCACCAAGGACAUCCUCAACUACAAGGACGCCGACGGGCAGUACUUGCUGCCGAAAAUCAGGGACACCGCCGGCCAGAAGGGGACCGGAAAGUGGACCGCCAUUUCCGCUCUCAACUACGGCGUGCCGGUCACUCUAAUCGGCGAGGCCGUGUUCAGCAGGUGCCUGUCGGCCUUGAAGGCCGAAAGGACCCACGCUAGCAAAGUUUUGCCCGGGCCCACCGAAAAGUGGAGCGGCGAUAAGAAACAAUUCCUGGAAGAUAUCAGGCAGGCUCUGUACGCCAGCAAAAUUGUCUCCUAUGCUCAAGGAUUCAUGCUUUUGCGCGAAGCAGCUCUAGUACACAAGUGGGACCUGGACUACGGCAGCAUUGCUUUGAUGUGGCGCGGUGGUUGCAUAAUCAGAUCCGUCUUCUUGGGACAAAUUAAAAACGCCUUCGACAAAGACCCCAACUUGAACUCUCUUCUUUUGGCGCCCUUCUUCCUGGAUGCCAUCAAGAAGGCCCAAAAGGGAUGGAGAAACGUCGUUUCGACCGCCACCAGAAUUGGUGUACCAACUCCAGCCUUGGCCACCGCAUUGGCCUUCUACGACGGUUACCGUUCGGAAAGGCUGCCGGCCAACAUGUUGCAAGCGCAACGCGACUACUUCGGCGCCCACACCUACGAACUUUUGGGCAAAGAGGGCAAGUUCGUGCAUACCAACUGGACCGGUCACGGCGGUAACGUGUCCGCCUCCACCUACGACGCGUAAUCCACUUUCCACAACCUAAUUUUGCUUUUUUAUUGUUACGUUUUAUAAUAAGAAAUGGUAUAUUUUAUUUAAAUACAGUAUUGUUUUAAAUCUUAAGAUUCAUUUUUACGAGGAUUAGUGUGCCAACUCUUCAACCAGAGUCUUUUUUAUAUUUUAAGCAAGAGGAUGCUGUAGGUAAGUAAGCCUUAUCAAUGUAGUUGUGGUUGCAUACAUCAUUGCGACACCUAUCGAAGUAGGGUUGAACUAG